UUCUGGAUGUUGUGGAUCUAAGUCUGCUCACAAUUGAGUUUUUAUUUCAGUAAAGGCCAGAUUAGAAAAAACACAAUGGCCAGUUAUUUUGCACGUCUGAAAAAUGUAAUCAUGCGCAAGCGCAACUCAGCUGACAUUGAGCCACCUCAAGAGACAGAAGAGGUCGAUUAUGGAAAAGACCAAAUGAGAAAAAUGUCUUUUUACAAUCCACUAGACCCUGUGCCAAAGCUUGAAUUCUAUGCCAAAGACACAUGGACGGGACGUAUGAAGAGUGCCAGACCAUCUUUAGAUGUUUUGCGCAAACCACAAGGUGAAGAAGAUCUUCCUCCUCCACCAGAAGAUGAGAGACCUAAAGUCAAGCUUGUUCGCUUUGGAUGGGUUCUGGGAGUUUGGAUUCGCUGUAUGUUGAACAUCUGGGGAGUCAUUAUGUUCCUUCGACUUCCAUGGAUCACAUCUCAAGCUGGAAUUAUUCUUACCUAUGUCAUAAUCUUCAUGUCUGUUACCAUCACAACAAUCACGGCAACAUCAGUGUCAGCAAUCUCCACCAAUGGGAAGGUUUACUCUGGUGGCACAUACUUUAUGAUCUCUCGAAGUCUGGGUCCUGAGCUGGGAGCACCUAUUGGUUUGCUCUUCGCAUUUGCCAAUGCCCUCGCCUGCGCGCUUCACACAGUGGGAUUUUCAGAGACUGUCAGAGAUGUUCUGAAAUCAAACAAUGCACAGAUGGUGGACCCUAUAAAUGAUGUCCGAAUUAUAGGGUCAAUUACUGUUGUUAUUCUCCUCUGCAUCACAUUUGCUGGCAUGGCCUGGGAGGCUAAGGCUCAGAUUCUGUUCUUCAUUGCGAUUGUAGUCUCCUUGGCCAGUUAUUUCGUGGGGACAGUUCUUCCAACCUCCACAGAAAAGGAGUCUCUGGGAUUCUUUGGCUACCGUUCUGAGGUCUUUGUCUCGAAUCUACUGCCUUCAUACCGAGGCCCGAAUGGGUACUUCUUCAAGUUAUUUGCCAUUUUCUUUCCUGCUGCCACAGGAAUUCUGUCUGGUGUCAACAUCUGUGGGGAUCUCAAGGAUCCAACAGGUGGAAUUCCAAAAGGGACACUGCUGGCCAUACUCUGUACCACUUUGAGCUAUUUGUUAAUCUCAGUGACAUGUGGUGCAACUGUUGUAAGGGACGCUUCUGGCAUUAUAAAUGAUAGUUUAUCACUCAACUCUUCAGUCCAAUGCAGCGGUCUGGGCUGUAAACUAGGCUGGAAUUUUGACAAUUGUGAAAAGAACCAAACCUGUACCUAUGGACUUGCAAACAAUUUUCAGAUACUUACCAUGGUUUCAGCAAAUGGAUAUUUAAUCAUAAUUGGAAUAUUUGCUGCCACUUUGUCAUCAGCUUUGGGGUUUUUGGUGUCUGCCCCCAAAAUAUUUCAGUGUUUGUGUAAAGACAACAUCUACCCCUACAUUGGAUUCUUUGCGAAAGGUUAUGGGAAUAACAACGAGCCUCUGCGUGCCUAUACGCUUGCGUUUUGUAUUGCUUUAGGUAUCAUCAACAUUGGUGAUCUGAACACCAUCGCUCCUCUGAUCUCAAACUUCUUUCUCUGCUCUUACGGUCUCAUUAACUUCAGCUGCUUCCAUGCAACCAUCACCCAAUCGCCUGGCUGGAGGCCAUUAUACCGUCACUACAAUGCUUGGACUUCUCUGUUUGGCUCUAUAUUGUCUUUUGUCCUCAUGUUUUUGUUUACGUGGUGGGCCGCUCUUGUCACUUCCACUGUUGUCUUCUGCCUCAUAGGCUAUGUGUCGUAUAAAAAACCCCAUGUGAACUGGGGUUCCUCUUACCAGUCAGGUAUCUACAACAUGGCUUUGUCCUUCUCUGUGUCCCUGUCAAAUGUUGAAGAUCACGUCAAAAAUUUCAGGCCUCAGUGUCUUGUUCUGACGGGUCCUCCAAGUGUGCGCCCCGCUCUGGUAGACUUUGUGGGCACGUUCACCAAAAACAUCAGCCUGAUGAUCUGUGGAAACAUUGUCUUGGAAGAUGAAAAGUCUACAUUGCCCCAACACAGUACAGAAAUGGUGGUUGACUGGCUAAAUCAAAGGAAAGUUCGUGCUUUCUACACAACCUUUACUGCUGACAGACUGAAUGAAGGGGCACAUCAUCUCAUGCAGGCAUCAGGUCUUGGUAAAAUGAAGCCAAAUACCCUUGUUUUGGGAUUUAAGUCAAACUGGCUGGAAUGUAAACCUCAGAAAUUACAAGACUACGUCAGCACAGUGUACACUGCAUUUGACAGCAGCUAUGGCAUUGCUAUUCUAAGAAUGAUGGAUGGAAUAGAUGUGACUGAUGAUUUGAAGAGUGCAGCAGGUGGACCUCGCUCGAAUGUGAAUCCAGCAUUUGACCCAGAAGAAGUUAUGCAAUCAGAAAAGGAUGACAAUGACCAAAAUUCAGAUUGUUCUGAUGAUCUUACUGAUGUGCAAGUUAGGACAAUUUUUCAGACAAAGCAGGGAAGGAAGACCAUAGAUGUCUAUUGGAUUGCUGAUGAUGGAGGUCUGACUCUUUUAAUACCGUAUUUGAUAACCAGAAGAAACCGCUGGAAAAAGACCAAAAUCAGAGUGUUCCUUAUAGGAGAUCAGGAGACAAUGGGGGAAUACCGUAAAGACAUGAAAACGCUUUUGAAAAAAUUCCGUCUGGAAAUUCAGGACGUCAUUGUGAUAACAGAUGUGGACAAAGAGCCACUUGCUAAAAAUGUGCAGCGGUAUGAGGAGAACAUGUCCCAGUUCAGGCUGAAUGAAGAACAGGCAGCAGGGGACAUCCAGGAACUCAAGAGACUUAGUCCAUGGAAAGUUUCAAACAAAGACCUUGAGUUCAUGAAACCCAAGGUGGAGAGAUCUGUGCGACUAAAUGAAAUCAUUAAGAGGAACUCAAUACAUGCCGCUCUGGUUGUAAUUUCUCUUCCGGUCCCUGAAGUUAAUUGCCCUAGUUCCCUCUAUAUGGCGUGGAUGGAAGCGUUAAGCUAUGGCAUCCACUGUCCUGUCCUGCUCAUUCGAGGAAAUCAAGAAAACGUCAUGACCUUCUACUGCCAGUAAAACAUACACACAAAUACACUGCAUUAAAAAAUUGCUCUCAGUUUUAAAUAACAGUGUAGACCACACAAUGUAUGAUUACUAUCCACAAGUAUGAACAAAAGGAUUACCAAUUCACAAGUUCAACAACAGUAUGACUAAAUUCAUAUUGUUUGUAGUAUAUUAGUAGUCUAAAUAGAUGUAAUCUACAUUAUCUUUCAAAAGUUCAAGGUCACCUAUUCACUCAAUAUUUUUUAACAGUUUAAAAUAGUAGGGUCUUGACAUUAACACCAGCCAACCUGGUGGAUUUUAUCAGUGAUGUGUAAACACAGUUUUAAUGAAGUUAAAAUGACCAUAUACUGUAUAUUUACAUAUUUCCUGUAUAGUCUGUUUGUAUCUUCUCUAAUAAAAAAACACAUAUAACAACAAAGUACAUAUAUAUGUACAAAACCCCCACAAUAUUCAGAACAAAAUGGCUUCUUGAGGCAAAAGUCAGUAUCUUGUCACUUAUUUUAUUUUUAAUAGUACAUACAAAGUUUGCUGUAUUUUUCGUAUUGUAAUAAAGAUGCUGGCAAAUAAUUAUAUAUUGUCACUGUACCUAAAAACAACUAAUCUAACGGUGGCAUUAUCAGUCCAUUCCCUUGCGUGCUAGUGUCCAACGUCACAUAACACUGUAUCCAAUAUACCUCUGUGGAGAAGUGAACAAAAUGAGCAUGAAACAACAUUCAUUUAAACAGUCCUUUGUUCUUCUGGAGGUCAGGAUCCAAAUGUAUUAAAUGUGUUUUAGAGAUUUUAAUAAUUUU
Molecule: messenger RNA, 3833 nt
Organism: Paramisgurnus dabryanus
Lineage: Eukaryota; Metazoa; Chordata; Actinopteri; Cypriniformes; Cobitidae
Source: RefSeq, a predicted model, not a curated record